GACUCCCACUCUUUCUCCUACCUUUUUCCCUCUCUCUCCUCCUAACCCACUGAUAGACUCCACUGGGGCGGGCAAAAGAACGAGACCUGCAAUCAGCUUCUGGGGCUCGAACGUGCCGGUUGUCGUUCCAGUUUCUCGAUCCGCUUCCCUACCCAGUAUUUUACUUUUUUACCUUUUUUUCUCUUUCCCUACCCUGUCUCUGGCUAUCCAGCAGCCCAAAUUCUCCAUAGGAUUACAUUUACCUACCCUUUUCCAUCCGUCCACCCAUACCUUCUUCCCUUCACACCUCGGGUGUUCUUCUUGUCCUCACUCUCCACCUACCCGACUCGAGACUCGAGCAAAUAUACAAACCACCUCCCUCCCGCUUCCUCCCGCUGCCGUCCGCGACUCGCCUGGUUUUUCACGUUCUCGUUUGUGUUUUCAAACUUGCAGCGACAUCAUCUACUUCAGCCAUCGUCUCUUCUCGAAACCAUCGUCACUGACCCUCACGCGUGUGUACCCUCAGUCCAAGCCAGCGCCAGCCAAUUUUGCUCUUCCGUUUCGCCCUACCUGAUCUACGACUCCUCCGCCUUUUCCACUGGCGAAUCCCCCGCGCAUCGCUCCAGUCACCGCCUUUGUUUCUUGGGACGCCACCGCGCUAGGUCCUGAGCCACCAAAAACCUGCACGGUACAACCAACGGCCUGGUGUGGGAGGAAUAAGAAAAAGGGACCGUCAUCCUCCCGGACAAAACAGCCCCCUCUCCGUCCUGCGUAGCUGUCGCUCCGAUUACCGACUCUUUGGUCCACGAUCUACGACCUGCUGCUAUCACCUCCAUCUUAUCCACCUACAACAGCAAUAACGAAACCAACACCAACACCACAUCUGACGACCUCAGCUUCCCCUUGGAUACUUAUGAUCGAUCUUGCUCGCCUCUGUACUGAAUUAGCGGCGACCAGGAACUAACGUUCCUCAAUUUCGCCCAAAAACCUCUACGAUGGCAGUCGUUUUAUCUUCAGAGGAGAAUACCUACUUCUCCUCGUCUAACCUGCGACGUUCGCACUCACAACCAAAGUUCGUCACAAAACAAGCGAGCUUCCACUCUACUCCCGCCCCUAGCCAUAUCAGCGAUGUUUUCGCGGACGCGAAGGUGUAUCCCGACUCAGCACCGUCUUCUGCCCCCUCAUCUCCCAGGACCAUUCACGCCGAGUCUACCGACCUCUCUUGCUCCUCAACACCGGCCAGCAAUGUCUCCAUUGCAUCCGACUGCGACGACACGUUAGAACUCGCAGUGCACGCCAACGACCACUUUGUCAUCCCUCACUAUGGAGAGUCUGGCUACUUUGACCAGGUUGAAGACCUUGAAGCACCAACAAGUCCCCGGACUGGAGACUCGUACACUGUCUCACCUGUCGACAACGACACCGAAGGAAACACAUCAAGGCCCAACACACCAGAGUUCAUUUUGGAUGUAGAACAUGCUGAAGACGAUACCGCUGUUCGAGCACAACCCUCGCGUCACGUUGACUAUCUCUCGCACAACUGGAAAGAGGAGGAUAUCUGGUCAUCAUGGAAGUUCAUUGUGUCCCGGAGAUCCGAAUACAGCAACGCGGCUCGCUUAGAAAACGCAUCUUGGAGGACCUGGAUGAAGGCGAAGAACCACCUGAAAACCGUCUCCCCCGAGACCCUGAACUGGCUCAAGGACUGUGAUGUCACCUGGCUCUAUGGACCCUUGCAGACGGGUCCAAACACUUUGAACCCCAUCACCACCGACCCCAACAGUGCUAGGCUUACCAAGAACAACUCGUUUGUCAACAAGAAGCCAAUCCUCAAGAAGAGGAGUAUGUCGGAAGUCAUGCUGCAGAGGUCGUUAUCCGCGUCCUCUCUGCUAAAGCAGGCUGCCGCGGCAGUCCAGGCUCAAGAAAAGGACGGACGCAGACGUCUUGCCCGACCAACACUGGAGCGAGCCACCACAGACUACGUCACGUUUCCAUUUUCAUCGAGGAGGCUGAGCCGUGAGAGCUCCAACCUGUGCCCGUCAAGUACAUCAUCCGGCAUCAUCUCGCCGUGCAGUGAAAAGAAGCACAUUCAUUUCAACGAGCAGGUGUCUCAAUGUAUCGCAGUUGACAUCAAGGGCGAAGAUGACGAUGAUGACGCCGACACCGAGCGCUACGACAACAGCGAUUCUGACGAAGGAGCUAUCAUGAUGAAGAGAUCACGAACAAAGAAGAAGGCACCCUUGCUCAGAAGGAAGUCGUCCAAGGCUGCCGCGGCUGUCGAGGGCAAGACGAUUGCGAUGUUGCCAUCAACCACUCUCAAGUACCGCGAAGAUACUCCCGAGCCACAAGAAACAGCAAUGAAGCACAGCACAUCGUACAGAAGCCCCAUCAUGUCACCAUCCUCUUCCCAAGAAACCCUUCGACCCUCCAAGGGCUCCGGCAAGUUUUUCUUCGACGAUGAUGACGAUGAAGAGGAGGAGGCCGUUUCCAUGGGUUGGCAGUCACCGACAAAAACCGACGACAAGUCUACAGGCUUACAACGAUCAUCGUCCACCAACAGUCUGAACGCCGAACCAGCUGGCAUGCGUCGGACCUCGUCAGGUAUGUUCAUGCCAUAUGAAGAGGGGGAAUCAUCUUCCAACGAAGGAAUCAUCGGCCGGGUCAUUGAUACAGUUAAUACAGCCCGGGAUAUUGCUCAUGUCAUUUGGAAUGUGGGCUGGAGGAAGUAAAGAGCUCAGUCAAGAUGGUUGGGAGCUCGGAUUUUUCUUGCUCGACUCCAGCGAAACUCAAUCGGCACGUCGUUCUUGGUAGUCGGUGUACGAUACGGAGAACAGCAGACGCAUCUAUCCCCAUGCAUCUGCGAGAAGUUUGUGGGAUUUCAUCUCUUGAAGCAUUCACGAGGAUGUAAUCAGGUCAACGCAAAUGGCCCAAGGACGAUUUUGGUCUAAUCACAUCAUCACACACGGGGAGCAUCAUCAUGCAGCGAGUCGACGGCUCCAUCACAUUUGGUCGCGAGUCCCAUAAGGAAUGACACAUGGUGGGAUACCGGCGCUUAGGCCUGCGAAUCAUGGUAAUGGAAUGGUCAAUGCCCUCACUAUCAUGGCAACAAGGAAUGUUGCGUGGGGGUUUAAUGACGAUACACGGAAUAUGCUUGUAACAAUCAUUUUUGGGGAAAUAUUGGGUACCAGUUGGUCUUCACCAACAAGGCCUGGCACGCGAAUUGGGUCCAGGUAUUGGGUUUCAGCAAUGGCGCAAUGGGGGAAAGAUGGACGGGAAACAAAAGAAAAUGGCUCGUUUCACAAUAAGAGUUGGCUGGGUCUCAUCAGAGUGGUGCAGUCGGGUUAGGCGUGCUUCUGGCACUCGUAACUUGCGCCGUGGGAAGAGGUGGAAUUUUGGGGGCCGCGGUAUAGCUCCGAACUUGACGUCGAGUCCGCAAUGCUGGUCUUGUCCAUAUCGGGCUCGGCGUGCCUUGCGUGGAGAUGUCGAGCAUUCUUGGCGGCUUCGGCUUGCAGGAAGCAAAACCCCCCAAUAGGUAUCAAGGGAUGAUGCAGCGGGAAAGUGGCGUACAAUCGUGUAUCACCGAUUGGAAACGAAACACACCUGGAUGAGACCCGGACCCAAUGUAUAUAGAAAGGUGGGAAAAGGCUCGAGCAAAUGAACUCGCCGUGGCAAAGGUGCCAAAAUUCA
Molecule: messenger RNA, 3663 nt
Organism: Colletotrichum scovillei
Lineage: Eukaryota; Fungi; Ascomycota; Sordariomycetes; Glomerellales; Glomerellaceae
Product: protein phosphatase type 1 complex subunit Hex2/Reg1
Exons: 2
Coding region: 975-2705 (576 amino acids)
Biological process (GO): protein catabolic process in the vacuole; cellular response to glucose starvation
Source: RefSeq, a predicted model, not a curated record